AUGAAGCCUCUGGUGAGCAUAGUAAUGCUGAUAGUCCUGACACAAGUUUUCCAGAGUUUUUCCAACUUGUAUCAAGGAAGCUGGCUGAGAUUAUUAAGGGAAGGACAUAAUUGUGGAAAAUGUGAGUUAGAACUUUGUUCUCAGCCUGAAAACUGCUUGGCUGGAACAGUUUUAGACCAUUGUGGCUGCUGCUCUGAAUGUGGGAAUAGAGAAGGGCAGAUUUGUGAUUUGGAUGGCAGUAAUCAUUUCUAUGGGCAGUGUGGGCAAAACCUGGAAUGCAUUUUAAAUACUGAAGUAAUGGAGUAUGGGGAAAUUCCUGAACCACAGUGUGUUUGUGGAUCCCAAGAAAGCGUUUGUGGACCUGAAGGGAAGACCUAUGAGAAUAUUUGCCAGUUCAAUGAGAUUUAUUCUCAGAAGAAAAUUAAUGUUAGCAUAAAACACAAAGGACCAUGUGAAUCAGCUCCUGUUAUUUCUUUACCACCUCAAAAUACUCAGAACUUUGUGGGAAAUGACAUCUUUUUUAGAUGUGAAGUUUCAGCUUAUCCAAUACCAUACCUGGAAUGGAAGAAAAAAGGGGAUAAAAUUUUCCUUCCUGGUGAUGAUGCACAUAUUUCAAUCCAGGUGAGAGGUGGACCUCAGAAAUAUGGUGUGACAGGAUGGCUACAAAUUCAAGCAAUCAGGAAAUCAGAUGAAGGUGUUUAUAUUUGCCAUACCAGAAACAAAUAUGGCACAACUUAUGCAUCUGCCAGAUUAAAAGUUAUCAAUCCUGCCCUUUUCUCAGAGAGGGUCCAAGGGCCUCUCCAGCCUGCAGGAGAAGAGGUCCAAGUUACAAAUAAGGUCGAGGAUCUUGAAAGAAACCAGAGGAUGCCAAUCAGGGAGGACAAUGCAGCCCCACCGGCAGAGUCAAGAAUACCAGGCCACCCCCAGCGCUGCACGAGAGCGCCGCCUUGCGGCCGCAGAGGGACUGGUUUGGCCCAAGAGUCCUCGCGGCGGCGGCGCCGCCCUACCCCCUUUCCCCCCCUCCCCCGCAUUCCCAGCCAGAUCCAUCCGGCCCUUUUCCCCAACCUUCACCCCUCGCCCUCUCGCCCCCAUUCUGUCUCUGGGUCCCGCCGGAGCCUUCCCAGCUUUCUUCCUUCGCCCCGCCUCCAACCUGCUCUCACAAUCUCUCGUUCUCUCCGGGCCCGGCUACGCCACGCCUCCUGCUCCGUGUCCCUCCCCCUGCUCCGUGCCCCGCCUCCGUUUGCUCUCCGGGUCGGGCGGGCGCCGCCUCUCGGGAAGAUGGCGCUGCACUUUCAGGUCAGUGCGCGCUCCGUCGCGGCCGCGGGGCUCCGGACCCCCGGGGGAGGGGAGGUGGCUGGCAACGGCUGGAACCGGGCAGGGACCAUCUCCCAUGGGCGCAGCUGCAGCCAGGGCCAGGUGUCCCGGCUUUUCCCAAGCCUCCUCAAUCUUUCCUCUCCCGUGGGCUGUGGACUUUCCUCCCUCCACGCCAGCCCUCCGGGAGGCUCAGUAGCCAUCGUUAUCUUCCUCCCCUCCCCUUCCCUCCCUUGGCCAUCCCAGCCCCUAACUAUCCUCUUAUUCUCCGCCAGUUCCAUCCUAGCCCGCCACCGCCGGCGGCUCCCGCCCCUUGGGAGGCGGGGCUGGGCUCUAAACCUUGACCGAGAAAUGCGGGGGGGAGGGUCCUUGUGGCUUGGCUGGAGUUUGAAUGAAUUGGAAGUAUUAUGUAAUCAUCUUUACAUAGGGACUGAUCUUUCACAGCGCAUACAAGCUGAGAAAGUGCUGCUGGAACUUAUUGACAGUCCAGAUUGUCUCAGCAAGUGUCAGCUUUUAUUAGAACAAGGAACAUCAUCCUAUUCUCAGCUACUUGCAGCAACAUGCCUUUCAAAACUUGUCAGUAGAGUGAUGCCUCUACCUAUUGAACAAAGAAUAGAUAUCCGGAAUUAUAUUCUGAAUUAUAUAGCAUCUCAGCCCAAACUGGCUCCCUUUGUCAUUCAAGCUCUUGUUCAAGUCAUUGCUAAAAUUACCAAGCUCGGAUGGUUUGAGGUUCAGAAAGAUGAAUUUGUUUUCAGAGAUAUUAUUACUGAUGUGAAAAAAUUCCUACAGGGUACUGUGGAUCACUAUAUAAUAGGGGUGAUAAUCCUUUCUGAAUUAACUCAAGAAAUGAAUCUGGUUGAUUAUUCUAGACCUUCAGCAAAACACCGGAAAAUAGGCACUUCAUUCAGGGAUACAUCUCUUAAGGAUAUUUUAGUGCUGGCAUGCUCACUCCUAAAAGAAGUGUUGGCAAAACCUUUAAAUCUUCAGGAUCAAGUUGAACAAAAUCUGAUAAUGCAAGUCUUGAAACUUGUCCUCAACUGUCUUAAUUUUGACUUCAUUGGCAGUUCAGCAGAUGAAUCUGCAGAUGAUCUUUGCACAGUACAGAUUCCAACAACUUGGAGAACAAUUUUCCUGGAGUCAGAAACUUUGGACCUUUUCUUCAAUUUGUAUCAUGCUCUUCCACCUUUACUAUCUCAAUUAGCACUUUCUUGUUUAGUUCAGUUUGCUUCUGCAAGGAGAUCAUUAUUUAGCAGUCCAGAACGUGCCAGAUAUCUUGGUGACUUAGUUAAAGGAGUGAAAAGGAUACUCGAAAACCCUCAGGGUUUGGCAGAACCAGGAAAUUACCAUGAAUUCUGUCGAUUUUUGGCUCGUUUAAAGACUAAUUACCAGUUGGGAGAAUUAAUAAUGGUGAAGGAAUAUCCAGAAGUUAUCAGAUUGAUUGCUAAUUUUACAAUUACUAGCCUCCAGCAUUGGGAAUUUGCACCCAACAGUGUUCAUUAUUUGUUAACUCUGUGGCAGAGAAUGGUAGCAUCUGUACCUUUUGUGAAAUCAACUGAACCUCAUCUCUUAGAUACAUAUGCACCUGAAAUCACAAAGGCAUAUAUUACUUCUCGAUUGGAAUCUGUCGCCAUAGUCUUCAGAGAUGGUUUGGAAGAUCCAUUGGAUGAUUCAGCUACUGUAUUUCAGCAGCUAGAACAAUUGUGUACUGUCAGCAGAUGUGAAUAUGAAAAGACAUGUGCUCUUCUUAUACAGUUAUUUGACCAAAAUGCACAGAAUUAUCAAAAACUGAUACAGUCAUCUGCCAGAAGACCCAUAGAUAUAUCAGUUCAAGAAGGGCGUCUUGCAUGGCUGGUAUACUUAGUUGGUACUGUUAUAGGAGGAAGACUGACUUACACUAGUACAGAUGAACAUGAUGCAAUGGAUGGAGAAUUAUCUUGCCGAGUUUUUCAGCUUAUAUCUUUGUUGGAUUCCCAAUUGCCUCAGUAUAGUAAUGAAAAAAUAGAACUUGCAAUUCUUUGGUUUUUGGAUCAGUUUCGUAAAACAUAUGUGGGUGACCAACUUCAGCGAACCUCAAAGGUAUAUGCCCGAAUGUCCGAGGUCUUGGGAAUAACAGAUGACAACCAUGUUCUAGAAACAUUUAUGACAAAAAUUGUUACAAAUCUUAAAUACUGGGGAAGAUGUGAACCUGUGAUAGCGAGAACUCUGCAGUUCCUAAAUGAUCUUUCUGUUGGUUAUAUUCUUUUAAAAAAACUGGUGAAAAUAGAGGCUGUGAAAUUCAUGCUUCAGAAUCAUACUAGUGAGCACUUUCCUUUUCUGGGUGUCAAUGAAGACUACAAUCUCAGUGACCUCAGAUGUCGAACAACAUUCUACACAGCUCUUACUCGCCUCCUCAUGGUUGAUCUAGGUGAAGAUGAGGAUGAAUUUGAGAAUUUCAUGCUCCCUCUCACUGUUUCAUUUGAAACAGUAGCUCAAAUAUUCAACAAUGACUUUAAACAGGAAGAAACAAAGCGUAUGUUGAUCGGGCUGGCAAGAGAUCUUCGAGGGAUUGCCUUUGCACUGAACACAAAGACCAGCUACACCAUGCUGUUUGACUGGAUCUAUUCAGCAUACUUUCCUAUUCUUCAGAAGGCUAUUGAGCGGUGGUACCAAGAACCUGAAUGUACAACUCCCAUUCUGAAACUAAUGGCAGAACUAAUGCAGAACAGGUCCCAGCGUUUGAAUUUUGAUGUAUCGUCUCCUAAUGGAAUUCUUCUUUUCAGAGAGGCUAGUAAAAUGAUUUGCACUUAUGGUAAUCAGAUCCUGUCUCUUGGGAGCCUCUCAAAAGAUCAGAUUUAUCCAAUGAAACUCAAGGGCAUUUCCAUCUGCUAUUCUGCUCUCAAGUCUGCCUUAUGUGGAAAUUAUGUCAGCUUUGGCGUCUUCAAGUUGUACGGGGACAACCAUUUUGACAACGUACUCCAGGCCUUUGUCAAAAUGCUGCUUUCAGUGUCCCAUAGUGACUUGCUACAAUAUCGGAAAUUGAGCCAGUCUUAUUACCCUCUCCUGGAAUGUCUCACCCAGGACCACAUGAGUUUUAUCGCUAAUUUAGAGCCUCGGGUGCUCAUGUACUUUCUCACAUCUAUCUCUGAGGGACUAACUGCUCUUGACACAAUUGUCUCUUCUAGCUGUUGUACAAGUUUGGAUUACAUUAUGACCUACCUCUUCAAGCACAUAGCAAAAGAAGGCAGGAAACCACUUCGACAUCAAGAAGUUUCCCAGGAUGGUCAGAGGCUGCUUCAUUUCAUGCAGCAAAAUCCAGAUGUCCUACAACAGAUGAUGUCUGCUCUCUUGAACAUCAUCAUUUUUGAGGACUGUCGGAACCAGUGGUCAGUGUCAAGGCCUCUGCUGGGCCUUAUACUACUCAAUGAGGAGUAUUUCAGUGAAUUGAGGGAGAGCCUGAUAAACAGCCAACCCAUUGGCAAACACGAAGUCCUGGCCCACUGUUUCAGGAACCUGAUGGAGGGUGUGGAACAGAACCUGCUGAUAAAGAACAGAGACAGAUUCACUCAAAAUUUGUCAGUUUUCAGAAGAGAUAUGGUUGAAGCCCUACGUAGUGAUGGAAGCAUAGAAUCAGGCGUUUUGGACAUGAUGAGCUGACCCAAUUUCAAUGAUUCCCAUGAAGAAUAACGUUUUUGAAUAGACUCUGGAAGGUUUGGGUCUCAGUAUGCUGAUGUUGGCCGGACCAAUGGAAAUUUUUUAAAAACAAUAUCUGCAUUUUUAUAACUCUGGCCUAAUUGUAAGAAUUUAUAAGCAUGAGAACAAUGUAAAAUCACAUUCUUUGCUUAAAAAAAAAGAAAUAUGUUUUCAACCUUUCUGUUUGUUCUUAUACUGCUGUAAAAUGGUGUAAAAACAAUAUUUAACCAAAGGACAAAAUAAAUCCAGCUUUGCUCCAAAAUAUA
This is a messenger RNA of Antechinus flavipes (yellow-footed antechinus), 5246 nucleotides long. RefSeq names its product RAN binding protein 17 (gene RANBP17). Gene Ontology annotation, biological process: protein export from nucleus. Gene Ontology annotation, cellular component: nuclear pore; extracellular region; cytoplasm. Bases 1 to 4944 code for a protein of 1647 amino acids. The transcript has 32 exons. The record is from RefSeq and is a predicted model, not a curated record. Lineage: Eukaryota; Metazoa; Chordata; Mammalia; Dasyuromorphia; Dasyuridae. Gene Ontology annotation, molecular function: nuclear export signal receptor activity; small GTPase binding.